Molecule: messenger RNA, 1446 nt
Organism: Ectocarpus siliculosus
Lineage: Eukaryota; Phaeophyceae; Ectocarpales; Ectocarpaceae
Source: the annotation of a GenBank genome assembly
AUGGCGGCUGCCGAUGUGUCCCUGGGCAACACGGAGGUGCGCGACCUGACGCGAAUCGAGCGCAUCGGCGCUCACAGCCACAUCCGCGGCCUAGGGCUCGACGACUCCCUCGAGCCGCGAGACGUGAGCCAGGGGCUGGUGGGGCAACACGCGGCGCGCAGAGCCACCGGCGUGAUCUACAAGAUGAUCCAGGAGGGGCAGAUCGCCGGCAGAGCGAUCCUGCUGGCUGGGAAGCCCGGCACCGGGAAGACCGCAAUCGCGAUGGGUUUAGCGCAGGCGUUAGGACCCGACACCCCAUUCACCACGAUCGCGGGUUCGGAGAUCUUCUCCUUGGAGAUGUCCAAGACGGAAGCCUUGACGCAGGCUUUCCGCCGCAGCAUCGGGGUGAAGAUCAUGGAGGAGACGGAGAUCAUUGAGGGAGAGGUAGUGGAGAUUCAGGUGGACACCCCCGUGGGAGGCGGCGACAAGACGGGGCGAGUCACGCUGUGCACCACCGAGAUGGAGACGGUGUACGACCUCGGUGCCAAGAUGAUCGAGGCCUUGCAGAAGGAGAAGGUGGGUGCCGGAGACGUGAUGACAAUCGACAAGGCUUCGGGCAAGAUCACCAAGCUCGGCCGCUCCUUCACGCGGUCACGGGACUACGAUGCCAUGGGCCCACAGACUCGCUUCGUGCAGUGCCCGGAGGGGGAGCUGCAGAAGCGCAAGGAAGUGGUACACGUGGUAUCUCUGCACGAGAUCGACGUGAUAAACUCUAGGCAGCAAGGUUUCCUGGCGCUCUUCGCCGGAGACACGGGCGAGAUCAAGGGAGAGGUGCGGGAGCAGAUCGACCUCAAGGUGGCGGAGUGGCGGGAGGAGGGGAAGGCGACCAUCGUCCCCGGGGUGCUGUUCAUCGACGAGGUGCACAUGCUGGAUAUAGAGUGCUUCUCGUGGCUCAACCGCGCCCUCGAGAGCCACCUCGCGCCGGUGUUGAUCAUCGCCACCAACAGAGGCAUCGCUAAGAUCCGGGGGACCAAUUACAAGAGCCCCCACGGCAUUCCAAUCGACCUCCUCGACAGAUUGAUGAUCGUGUCGACGGUUGCGUACAGCGAACAGGAAGUGAAGAAGAUCCUGUCCAUUCGGUGCGAAGAAGAGGACGUCGAGAUGGACGACGACGCCAUCAUUCUCCUCACCAAGAUAGCGAUGGAGACAUCGCUGCGGUACGCGAUCCACAUGAUCAUGGCGGCGCAGCUGGUGAGCACCAAGCGCAAGGGUACCCAGGUGGAGAUCGAAGACAUCAAGAAGGUCUACUCCCUCUUCGUCGACAUCAAGCGUUCGACGCAGUUCCUCAUGGAGUACCAGAAGGACUUCAUGUUCAACACCCUGGGGGAGGAAGACGACGAAGAUUCGGAGGAGGAGGAGGAAGAAGAAGAGGAGGAGGAAGAGGAGGGCAUGGACACGGCAGCAUGA